AGCCGGGGUAUAAAAAGCGGAUCGGAGACCUAGCGACACUCAGAAUACUAUCAGUAAUCAGUGUUUCAGCAUCAACAGCAACUACAACCAAUUACAAUGGAAAGUCAUUCAACCACAAUCAGCGGCGAGGCGAAUAUUUUCUCUAACAAGCAAGCAGAGAUGAAUGCAACUGCUAUGCACACUCAUACCCGAAAUCUCGACCAAUUCGGAGGUGGGUUGAAUAUUAACUCUAGCCGCGGCCAUGCUGCAUCUGUGGGAGUCAAUCAUAUACCGAAGUACAAUAUGACAACCAUGAAUGCAGCUGGCAAGGUCAAUCUGAUGUCGUCGCCCAGCGGCAACCUCAAUUUGGAUGCCACAGCAAAUGCAUCGCGACACAUGAGCGGACCAUUCCGAGGCAAAUCGGACUUUGGAACUGGACUUAAUUUGAAUUAUAAAUUUUAAUCAGAACACAGGUUGAAAUAAACUCCAGAAAUGUGAGUUUGCAAAUUCUAUUUUUUUAUCGUAGG
This is a messenger RNA of Drosophila sulfurigaster albostrigata, 506 nucleotides long. Its product is annotated as attacin-A-like. Gene Ontology annotation, cellular component: extracellular region. Gene Ontology annotation, biological process: defense response to bacterium. The coding region runs from base 97 to 441 and encodes 114 amino acids. The transcript has a single exon. The record is from RefSeq and is a predicted model, not a curated record. Lineage: Eukaryota; Metazoa; Arthropoda; Insecta; Diptera; Drosophilidae.